AUGAAGCAGAAGCUUGAUGAAGAGGGUAACAAGUGCAACAUCCUUUCUAAGCAGCAGAGGUUUAAUGAACAUUGUUGCAUGCGUUGCUGCUCCCCUUUUACUUUUCUCAUCAAUACUAAACGACAGUGCCAAGACUGCAAAUAUAACAUCUGCAAGAACUGCAGCUCUUAUCAGAGGAAGGAGAAAGCUUGGCUCUGCAACAUGUGUCAGCAAGCUAGACUUCUAAGAGCUCAAUCCCUGGAAUGGUAUUACAAUAAUGUGAAAAGUCGCUUCAAGCGUUUUGGAAGUGCUAAAGUUCUGAAGAAUUUAUAUAGAAAACAUCGCCUGGAAACUGGAACAUGCUCUGACAUACUAGCAGGACAUUUUUGUGAAGGAACCUCAGAAAAUGAAGGAAGCAAAUGUGGCAGUGAUUCUAUUUUCUACAAACAGACAGAAGGACAUAGUAUGUUAGAUACACUUGCUGUAGCCUUGCGUGUUGCAGAAGAAGUAAUAGAAGAAGCUAUUUCCAAGGCAGAGACAUACAAUGACAGUUUGGACAAACAGCAUGAAGCUUGUUACUUGCAAGACCAUAAAGAAGAGCUGAUAGAAGAGCUUGCUUCCACCAUUCUCCAGAAGAUUAUAAGAAAGCAAACAGUCAAAACUGAGCAAGUGGAAACUGGCUUUGAAAGGCCACAGUUCAUGAACAACAGAAGUCUGACAUCUGCUGUUCUCCCAGAACAGAACAUGCUGACUUUUCCGAGGAGCCACAGGGGAACAUACGCAUUAUGGAGAUCCCAAUCUGCGUUUUCACUGACUAAUGAAGAUACAUCAGCCAGAGACCCAGUUCUCACACCUACCAUGUUUGAAUCUGUCUUGAGGGAACCAAAAGGCCCAAUCAAGAAACAAGAACACAAACUAUCUACAUUGCCUAGCUGGAAGAGUGUGGACCAAUUAAAUGAACCAAAUUUUCCUCCUGUUUUACAAAGUACAGAUGGAAACUGGGUAGCCUUGCAAAAUGUCAUUUUGCCUUGUCCUCGAAUUCUUGCCAAACCAAAGAGCCAGGUGUUCAAAGCUUUGGAGAAAGAAUCCAGUGUUAUAUCUGCUUAUGAUGAGAUGGGCUCAGAUAGCGAAGAUAACUGUGACUGGAAUGUGGCUUUGAACAAGCUACAGCAGAGGCCUCAGCAGCUUUCAAAUUAUGUUGAAUCUCAGCACAAUGCCGAAUGGAGUUAUGGCAAUGAAUUAUACCAGUCUGUGACUUCCCUAUCACCUAGGGUGUUUACCAAUGAGACAGUGUACUCUGAUUCAGAAACAUCACCAGUCAAUUCUUCAAGGGAGGCUAAAACAUCUAGUCUCUUAGGAAUACAGAAAGGAACUUGCAACAAUAAAUACAGAGAGGAAAAAGCACAGUUACAUGAAGAAUUGGAUGUGAAUUUUAAUCCACAGGCUACCAGCUUAAAUUAUUCAGAUAGCAGUGAAAAUGAAGAAUCCUAUCAUGACUUUGAAAAGAGAUCAAAGAAAUGGAAAAAAGGCAAGAUUCUCUCUGAAGAUUUAUGCAAAAGGAAAAACUGCACAAAAUCACCCAAGAAGAAUUUGGGUACAUGUCAGGUAUUUGAUGAUUUCUCAAAAACUGACAUCAGCUGUGAUGACCAAAAUCAGCAGACUAAGACGCACCCUAUGGAAGAAAAGAGGAAGGCAAGGUUAUCUGAACUAUCCACAAAAAUGGAAAAUAGUAGAGAAACUUCUUCAGAGGAGGAGAUAUCAGAGUCAAGAACAGCAAAUGAGAACCAGAAAUCAGGCUUAGCUUCAGAAAGCAAUAGCAAGUGCAUCCAGGAAGAGUUAAAGAAGAAAUGCUCUGCAGCCUCUCUCUGCAACAUAUCUACUGAAGUCCUAAAAGUAAUCAAUGCAACAGAGGAACUCAUUGCAGAAUCUGCAAGACCAUGUGAUUUCCCAGCAGAAGCUUGUGAAAGAGGGAAUCGGGAAUUUCCAUUAGGGACAGAUCCUAUCCAACUUGAUGGGCAGCUCACAACGCUGGAAGAAAAUGUCUACCUGGCAGCUGGCAGUGUGUAUGGCUUGGAGAGUCAGCUAAAUGAGCUUGAGGAUGCAGCUCGGAAAAUUAACAGCAUUACUGCAGAAGCUGAGCUGGCUGAUCUAGAGGACCAAGUGGCAACAGCUGCAGCACAAGUUCAUCAUGCAGAGCUUCAGAUUUCAGAUAUUGAGAGCAGAAUUUCAGCCCUUUCAGUAGCGGGCUUGAAUGUGGCUCCAUGUGUUCACUUGACAAGAAGACAUGAUCACCAGACAAACCAGAAAUAUACAAUAGACACAUCCAGACAGCAGAGACGAAAACUUCCAGCUCCACCAAUGAAAGAUGAAAACAUGGAUGCAUCUCCAGUUACCCCUGUUAGAACAUUUAACAAGAAUUUCAUACUCCAAGGAUCUCUGACACAAAGAACAAAAAAAGAAAAAAAGAUCACUGCCAAGGAUUUGAUGGAACCAACUAUAGGGUCUUCUGUAAUGUACUAGAAUUACAAAAUUCUACUGCCAAUGACACACUGCCUAAGGCUGCACACUAGAGUGCCUUUAUAUAACAGCCAUUAUAUACAUCCAGUUUAAAAAAAAUUAAAGGAUUCUCAAGAAC
Molecule: messenger RNA, 2614 nt
Organism: Python bivittatus (Burmese python)
Lineage: Eukaryota; Metazoa; Chordata; Lepidosauria; Squamata; Pythonidae
Source: RefSeq, a predicted model, not a curated record